This is a messenger RNA of Pygocentrus nattereri (red-bellied piranha), 4394 nucleotides long. RefSeq names its product splicing factor 3b, subunit 3 (gene sf3b3). Bases 1 to 3654 code for a protein of 1217 amino acids. NCBI's taxonomy places the organism in Eukaryota, Metazoa, Chordata, Actinopteri, Characiformes, Serrasalmidae. The transcript is spliced from 26 exons. Gene Ontology annotation, cellular component: nucleus; U2 snRNP. Gene Ontology annotation, molecular function: protein binding; U2 snRNA binding. Gene Ontology annotation, biological process: mRNA splicing, via spliceosome. The record is from RefSeq and is a predicted model, not a curated record.
AUGUUUCUGUACAACCUGACCUUGCAGCGCGCCACUGGCAUCACUCAUGCCAUCCAUGGCAACUUCUCAGGCACAAAACAGCAGGAAAUUGUUGUUUCCCGAGGAAAGAUUCUGGAGCUGCUGCGUCCAGAUGCCAACACCGGGAAGGUCCACACACUGCUCACCAUGGAAGUGUUUGGCAUCAUCCGCUCCCUCAUGGCCUUCAGGCUCACUGGUGGAACGAAAGACUACAUUGUGGUGGGCAGUGACUCGGGACGUAUUGUUAUCCUGGAGUACCAGCCUUCAAAGAACAUGUUUGAAAAAGUGCACCAGGAGACCUUUGGCAAGAGUGGCUGUCGACGCAUCGUCCCUGGACAGUUCUUGGCUGUGGACCCCAAAGGCAGGGCUGUCAUGAUAGGUGCUAUAGAGAAGCAGAAGUUGGUAUACAUUUUGAACAGAGAUGCUGCUGCUCGCCUCACGAUCUCAUCACCUCUGGAAGCGCACAAAGCCAAUACACUUGUCUACCAUGUUGUCGGGGUGGAUGUUGGCUUUGAGAACCCUAUGUUUGCGUGCCUCGAGAUGGAUUAUGAGGAAGCUGAUAAUGACCCCACAGGAGAGGCAGCAGCAAACACACAGCAGACCCUGACCUUCUACGAGCUGGACCUGGGGCUCAACCAUGUGGUGCGCAAGUACAGUGAGGCUCUCGAGGAGCACGGCAAUUUCCUAAUCACAGUCCCAGGUGGCUCUGAUGGCCCCAGCGGAGUGCUCAUUUGCUCAGAGAAUUACAUCACUUACAAGAACUUUGGAGACCAGCCAGAUAUCCGCUGCCCAAUCCCACGCAGGAGAAAUGACUUGGAUGACCCUGAGAGGGGCAUGAUCUUCGUCUGCUCUGCCACACACAAAACCAAGUCUAUGUUCUUCUUCCUGGCCCAGACUGAGCAAGGAGACAUUUUCAAGGUUACAUUGGAAACAGAUGAGGAGAUGGUCACAGAGAUCAGGAUGAAAUACUUCGACACCGUUCCUGUGGCCACAGCCAUGUGUGUGCUGAAGACUGGUUUCUUAUUCGUGUCAUCAGAAUUUGGAAACCAUUACCUGUAUCAGAUAGCUCACCUGGGUGACGACGAUGAUGAGCCGGAGUUCUCUUCUGCCAUGCCUCUGGAGGAAGGGGACACCUUUUUCUUCCAACCACGACCCCUCAAGAACCUGGUGCUUGUGGAUGAGCAGGAGAACUUGUCCCCCAUCAUGUCAUGCCAGAUUGCUGAUUUGGCCAAUGAGGACACUCCUCAGUUGUAUGUAGCGUGUGGAAGGGGACCUAGAUCGACUCUGAGGGUUCUUAGACAUGGCUUGGAGGUCUCAGAGAUGGCUGUCUCUGAACUUCCUGGUAACCCCAAUGCUGUGUGGACCGUUAGGAGGCACAUAGAAGAUGAGUUUGAUGCCUACAUCAUUGUGUCCUUCGUUAAUGCCACGCUGGUGCUGUCGAUUGGGGAAACUGUAGAAGAAGUGACGGAUUCAGGUUUUCUGGGUACUACCCCAACCUUGUCCUGCUCCCUGUUGGGGGAGGAUGCCCUGGUGCAAGUUUAUCCAGAUGGCAUCCGCCACAUCCGAGCAGAUAAACGUGUGAAUGAGUGGAAGACCCCAGGGAAGAAGACCAUUGUUCGCUGCGCUGUCAACCAGCGGCAGGUGGUGAUCGCUCUGACAGGAGGAGAGCUGGUCUACUUUGAGAUGGACCCGUCGGGCCAGUUGAAUGAAUACACUGAGAGAAAGGAGAUGUCUGCGGAUGUCGUGUGCAUGAGCCUUGCUAAUGUCCCUCCAGGCGAACAGCGCUCACGCUUUUUGGCAGUGGGCUUGGUUGACAACACAGUGCGCAUUAUAUCUCUGGACCCCUCGGACUGUCUGCAGCCACUGAGUAUGCAGGCUCUGCCUGCGCAGCCAGAGUCUCUGUGUAUAGUGGAGAUGGGAGGCGUGGAGAAACAGGACGAGCUAGGAGAGAAAGGCACCAUCGGCUUCCUGUACCUCAACAUUGGCUUGCAGAACGGCGUUUUGCUGCGUACGGUGCUGGACCCUGUGACUGGAGACCUGUCUGACACUCGCACGCGCUACCUGGGCUCUCGCCCCGUCAAGCUCUUCAGGGUGCGGAUGCAGGGCCAGGAAGCUGUGCUGGCCAUGUCUAGUCGUUCCUGGCUGAGCUACUCAUACCAGUCGCGUUUCCAUCUGACGCCGCUGUCUUAUGAGACUCUGGAGUACGCUUCAGGAUUUGCCUCAGAGCAAUGUCCCGAAGGCAUAGUGGCCAUCUCCACCAACACACUGAGGAUUCUGGCUCUCGAGAAGCUGGGUGCCGUCUUUAACCAGGUAGCCUUCCCGAUGCAGUACACGCCUCGCAAAUUUGUCAUUCACCCAGAGACCAACAACCUAGUCCUCAUCGAAACGGACCAUAAUGCAUACACAGAGGCCACCAAGGCCCAACGUAAGCAGCAAAUGGCAGAGGAAAUGGUAGAGGCUGCAGGAGAGGAUGAGAGGGAGUUGGCUGCAGAAAUGGCUGCUGCCUUCUUGAAUGAGAAUCUUCCAGAAGCUAUAUUUGGUGCCCCUAAAGCCGGAUCAGGACAGUGGGCAUCACUGGUGCGCCUGAUCAACCCCAUCCAGGGGAACACACUGGACUUGGUUCAGCUGGAGCAAAACGAGGCAGCAUUCAGUGUGGCUGUAUGCCGAUUUGCCAAUGGGGGUGAAGACUGGUAUGUGCUGGUGGGUGUGGCCAGAGAUAUGAUCCUUAACCCACGCUCAGUGGGUGGUGGCUACAUUUACACCUACCGCCUUGUAGGGGGUGGGGACAAACUGGAGUUUUUACACAAGACCCCAGUAGAGGAUGUGCCCCUAGCCAUUGCGCCCUUCCAGGGCAGAGUCUUGGUGGGUGUGGGCAAACUGCUGCGCAUUUACGACUUGGGUAAAAAGAAGCUGCUCCGUAAAUGUGAAAACAAGCAUGUUCCAAACCUGGUGACGGGCAUCCACACCAUUGGUCAGCGUGUGGUUGUGUCAGACAUCCAGGAGAGCCUUUUCUGGGUGCGAUACAAGCGCAAUGAGAACCAGCUCAUCAUCUUUGCUGAUGACACACAUCCACGCUGGGUCACUACCGCAUGCCUGCUUGACUACGACACCAUGGCCUCAGCUGACAAGUUUGGAAAUAUCAGUAUUGUUCGUUUACCACCAAAUACCAGCGAUGAUGUGGAUGAGGACCCCACAGGGAACAAAGCCUUGUGGGACAGAGGGCUGCUCAACGGGGCAUCGCAAAAGGCUGAAGUCAUUGUCAACUACCACAUUGGAGAGACAGUUUUGUCCCUGCAAAAGACCACCCUCAUCCCUGGAGGCUCAGAGUCUCUGGUGUACACAACUUUGUCAGGAGGUAUUGGCAUCCUGGUGCCCUUCACUUCCCAUGAGGACCAUGACUUCUUCCAGCACUUAGAGAUGCAUAUGCGCUCUGAAUUUCCUCCUCUGUGUGGCAGAGACCAUCUCAGCUUCCGCUCCUAUUACUUCCCUGUGAAGAAUGUGAUCGAUGGAGAUCUGUGUGAACAGUUUAACUCCAUGGAUCCUCAUAAGCAGAAGAGUGUUGCUGAGGAGUUGGACCGCACGCCACCAGAGGUGUCUAAGAAACUGGAAGACAUUCGGACACGCUACGCCUUUUGAAGUCCUGUUCUGUAUAUGGUCGUGUGCUCUGCAGACUCACAUUUUCAAACCCACUGGUUUUUCAGUCUGCCUCCUGCUGCAGCCACAAGUUUCCUACCACAAAUAUGGGUAAAAAUUUUGAUGAGUACAAGAAGAUGCAUUUUGUGAGAGGCCAUCUGGGAAUUGUCACUGUGGUCAGUGAACCUGUCGGACAUGCAACAACACUGAAAAUGUGAAGCUGGAUUACGCGCGGUGUUUUGAGUUUUGUACGGCUCAACACCAGAAAAAAAAGAUGAUUGUCAUUCCGAGGUCUGCUUGGUAGUCACCUGUUGAUGUAUGGGCUUUAGAUUGAGAGGGUUAAGGAUGUGUAAGUUCAGCAAGUCAUUUAGUACUUUCUCUCCCACCGCAUUGUGGGUGAAAUUUACUAAAUUCAGUUUUUAUUGUAUGAAUCACACGAGGAGAUUGAUGUUUAGUAAAAGGCUGGUUUCUUUGCUUUGAAGGCUGAAAAAAAUGCUGUUCUCACAUUGUUCCACAUGAGAGUCGGGUCAUGUAAAAUAGCUUUAGUAGUAUUUGUUGGGGGCACAGUCGGAUGAUUGUGGCUGAAAUGGGUUGUUUUUGCUUUUUUGGGUGGGGGGUGGGCGGGGGGGGGGGGGGGUCAAGAUGGACCUAAUCAUCAAACCGUCACAGCCGUAAGUUCCCUAACUUAAAAUAUGUCUUUGUAAUAUGAAUGAAGUUGUAAAUAAACCGUUUUUAAAAAGACA